AGCACCCUCUUUAUCCACACAUCCACACGGCACAGAUAUCUCCACAGCCUCCUGUAGAUGAGCACACAGUCAUGACAGGCAGUACCCUACUGCAAACUGGGCAUGCUCCAGUCAAAAGGGCCAAACUAACAGAUGACCAUGUCCUGACCAGAGUACUGAUGACCCAUAAAGCCAUCAUGAAGAGGAGGUUUGAGAGCAUAUGUGAAGGCAUCAUAAGGUCAGGGACUCAAACACUCCUGAACAAGAUCUACACAGAACUCUACAUCACAGAGGGAGAGAGUGAAGGGGUGAAUAAUGAGCAUGAGGUUUGGCAGGUAGAGUCAGCAUCCAGGCCACAAACCACAGAAGACACAGCAAUCAACUGUAAUGACAUCUUCAAGCUCUUACCUGGACAAAAAAGACACAUCAAAACUGUGAUGACCAAGGGGAUUGCUGGCAUUGGGAAAACCGUCUCAGUGCAGAAGUUUAUCCUUGACUGGGCAGAGGAGAGAGCUAACCAGGAUGUAGAUUUCAUGUUUGUGCUUCCAUUCCGUGAGCUGAAUUUGGUCAAACAUGAUCAGUACAGUCUUCACCGGCUCGUGCUUGACUUCCACCCUGAGCUUACAGAGCUAAAGAAUGGUGAAUACAAAGACUAUAACAUUGUGUUCAUCUUUGAUGGUCUAGAUGAGAGUCGACUUCCACUGAAUUUCCAAGACAAGCAGAAGUUGUCUGAUGUGACACAAACAUCAUCAGUGGAUGUGCUGAUGACGAGUCUCAUUCAGGGAACACUGCUUCCCUCUGCUCUCAUCUGGAUAACCUCCCGACCAGCAGCAACCAGUCAGAUCCCUUCUCAGUGCAUCAGUCUGGUGACAGAAGUACGAGGGUUUAAUGACCCACAGAAGGAAGAGUACUUCAGGAAGAGGAUCAGUGACCAGAAUCAAGCCAACAAAAUCGUCUCACACAUUACAGCAACCAGGAGUCUCCACAUCAUGUGCCACAUGCCAGUCUUCUGUUGGAUCUCAGCCACUGUCCUUCAGCAGAUACUGGAACAGGAUGAUGGGAAGGAAGCCCCCAAAACACUGACUGAAAUGUUCACACACUUCCUGCUCAUCCAGACCACCAGGAAGAACCAGAAGUAUCAAGAGGAAAAUGAGACAGAUAGACAGAGGCUCCUGGAUUCACACAAGGGUGUCAUAUUGAAACUGGCAGAGCUGGCUUUCAAGCAUCUGGAGAACGGCAAUCUCAUGUUCUAUGAGGAAGACCUGAGAGAGUGUGGCAUUGAUGUCAGUGAAGCCUCAGUGUACUCUGGCAUGUGCACUGAGAUCUUCAGGGAGGAAUGUGUGUUUCAACACAAGAAGGUCUACUGCUUUGUCCAUCUCAGCAUCCAAGAGUUUCUUGCUGCACUUCAUUUGUUUGCCUCCUUCUUGAAUAAGAACAUGGAGGUCCUGAAACCAUUUAUUAGCAGGAAGUCUUUGCCAGAUGUGCCUCUCGAUGACCUGCUGAAGAAAGCAGUGAACAAAGCUUUGGAAAGCAAGAAUGGACACCUUGAUUUGUUUGUUCGCUUCCUUCAUGGCAUUUCUCUGGAGUCAAAUCAGAGACUUUUGCUUGGCCUCCUGACACACACACACAGCAGCCCAGAGAGUGUGAAGAAAACAAUCAAGAACCUGAAGAUAAUGCAGAGACCAAAUAUCUCCCCCGAGAGGUGCAUCAAUCUGUUCCACUGCCUGGUGGAAAUGCAUGACUCUUCUGUUCAUGAUGAAAUCCAGGCUUUCCUGAAGGCAGAGAAAGGUGCCGUGAAACAGCUCACACUGGCUCACUGCUCAGCCUUGGCUCAUGUGCUUCUGAUGUCUGAUGAGGUGCUGGAUGAGUUUGACCUGAACAAAUACAAAACCUCUCCAGAAGGUCGCAGGAGACUGGUUCCAGCCGUGAGAUGCUGCAGAAAGGCUCUGUGA
Molecule: messenger RNA, 1931 nt
Organism: Sardina pilchardus (European sardine)
Lineage: Eukaryota; Metazoa; Chordata; Actinopteri; Clupeiformes; Clupeidae
Product: NLR family CARD domain-containing protein 3-like
Exons: 2
Coding region: 72-1931 (619 amino acids)
Biological process (GO): intracellular signal transduction
Source: RefSeq, a predicted model, not a curated record